AUGGUAUUCAUUUUGAAAUUAGCCAUUGAUGUACUGACGAUUUCAGAGAAAAGUAGCACCCUGGAACGAUUCCGCCGUUCUGGUUUUCGGUGUGUGACAACAACCGUCUGUAAUUUUUCGGAAAGCAUGGGAGUUGUUCUGGGAUUGUUGAAAGGUUUCACAGGAUUAAGUGGAGCCAUCAUGACACAAAUCUACUUGGCUAUUUAUGGGAACGAUUCGAAAUCGUUAAUCCUGCUAAUUGCCUGGCUCCCCGCGACGAUUUCUGUGGUGUUUGUAUACACGAUCCGAGCGAUGACCCUGGUGAGACAACUGAAUGAGCUCCGAAUCUUCUACCAUUUCUUAUGCGUCUCGGUUUUUCUAGCAUUGUUCAUAAUGGGGAUGACGAUUGUUAAAAUCGAGAAUAUGAAUCAGAAUCAUGAACAUCAAACCAUAAAUCCCACAUCAUUGGAACUAGAUAAUCCAAAUCCAAAACCAAAAGCGAAAACAUCUUGUUUUGUGAAUGUGUUCUUGAAUAAACCUAAAAGAGGAGAAGAUUACAGUAUUCUUCAAGCACUUUUAAGCACAUACAUGUUAAUUCUAUUUGUUGCAACUUUUUGUGGGCUUGGAACAAGCUUAACCGUAGUAGACAAUUUAGGUCAAAUCGGCGAAUCUUUAGGUUAUCCUACAAAGACCCUAAAAUCAUUCGUUUCCCUUUUAAGUAUCUGGAAUUACUUCGGCCGGAUCUUCACCGGAUUCGUAUCAGAAAUCCUCCUGGUGAAAUACAAAUUCCCAAGAGCACUAACAGAGCUCAAGAAGUAG
Messenger RNA from Lactuca sativa (garden lettuce), 798 nucleotides. RefSeq lists its product as uncharacterized. NCBI's taxonomy places the organism in Eukaryota, Viridiplantae, Streptophyta, Magnoliopsida, Asterales, Asteraceae. Gene Ontology annotation, cellular component: membrane. The record is from RefSeq and is a predicted model, not a curated record.